Australozyma saopauloensis is the source of this 924-nucleotide messenger RNA. Its product is annotated as DNA-directed RNA polymerase II core subunit. The coding region runs from base 1 to 924 and encodes 307 amino acids. Lineage: Eukaryota; Fungi; Ascomycota; Pichiomycetes; Serinales; Metschnikowiaceae. Gene Ontology annotation, cellular component: RNA polymerase II, core complex. The record is from RefSeq and is a predicted model, not a curated record. Gene Ontology annotation, biological process: DNA-templated transcription. The transcript has a single exon. Gene Ontology annotation, molecular function: protein dimerization activity.
AUGGAUAUUGACGCGGACCUGGGCCCGCGCGUGACGAUCCGUCAGACUGAGCAGGACCACGUGGACUUCAUCUUACGUGGUGUUGAUCUCUCCGUCGCAAACUCCAUUCGUAGAAUCAUGUUAGCAGAAGUGCCUACUUUGGCCAUCGAUUUGGUCGAAAUUGAUACUAAUACCUCCGUUCUUGCAGAUGAAUUGCUCCUGCACAGGUUGGGGUUGAUUCCUCUCAUUUCGGAGGGUAUCGAGAACCUCUCUUACUCACGAGAUUGUACUUGUGACCAAUACUGUCCCAAUUGCUCGGUGAAACUCGAGCUUGCUGCGCGUUGUGACUCGGACAGCACCAUGAAUGUAUACGCGUCGGAUCUCGCCAAGUUUCACAACGGUCUGCGGUUGGGUGACCCCGUUAUUCGCGAUGCACAACAGCGCGGGCCGUUGAUCUGUAAGUUGAGAAAACAUCAAGAGCUUCGGCUUACGUGUAUUGCCAAGAAGGGAAUUGCGAAGGAGCAUGCUAAGUGGCUGCCUUGUGCGGCCAUCGGCUUUGAGUAUGACCCAUGGAAUAAGCUCAAACAUACUGAUUAUUGGUACGAGGUGGAUGCAGAUGCAGAGUGGCCGAAGCUGGCCAAUUGUGAAUGGGAGGAGGCCCCUGAUCCCGAUGCAAACUUUGACUACACUGCAGUUCCCUCUAAUUACUAUGUUGAUUUGGAAACUGUGGGCAAUUUGCCGCCCAAUGAGGUGGUUGUGCGUGGAAUUGAAACAUUGCAAUUAAAGCUUGCGGGUAUUGCUGUAGAGCUUAACAAGGACUCUGUGGAGGCCAAUGAUGCCGCCGCUGGUGCGCUUACCACAUACGGUCGCUCGCCUGCUCGCGACGGUGAUUCUCCAAACAAUGGAUAUGCAUACGGCGAAGGCUUCGGUAGCUCUGGGUGGUAA